AUGGAUGACGAACUCUGGGGCAACGCAUGGGGCUCAACGACCGAUACGAAAGCAACUACGACCAAAGAUUCUGUCUCACCUAACCUUACCCCUAAAUGGCCGGCUAAAGCUGUACCGACUCCUGGACUUUCUGAUGGAUGGGGAGCAUCUCCCUGGGGUGCUAGUACGACGAAUGUCAACUUGAACGAUUCCGAAGGCGGCUGGGGAGAUAGCCUAGAGUACGACAAUCAAGCGCCUCAACCCGUUGAAUCUUAUACUGAGUCUGUUGUUGUCCUUGAACCCAAGGAGGAGUCGGAACCAGAGCUUGAGCAAGAAGUCUACUUGUCUUCAGUAGAUCAUCAAGCGGAUAUUCCACACAGUCCUCUUCCGACUUCUCCCCCACCAGAAAGCCACACGACGACAACCGACUCCCGUUCCUCGUCGCCUGUACAUAGGUUCUCAACCGACGAACCAGCUCAGGAACCACCUGUCACACCACGUGUUACUGAGGUUGUUGUUCAGCCAUCUCCCCCUCAACCCGACCUGGACGACAACUUUGGUGGAUUUAGAACAGGAGAUGAGUCCCAGUUGCGUGUAACUACAAACCCGGAGGAAGAUCCCUGGAGCCCUGCUGCUGGCGAUCUUACCUUCCCCACCACAAUACACGACUCUUCGCAGGUGGAAGCUGAACCAGUAGCGGAUGGAGAUGCAUGGGGCUCAAAUUGGGAGCCCAAGCAGGAGAAACAAGAGAAACCGUUAGACGAGUGGGAACAGGCGCGAAUAAAGAAAGAAAGAAGAGAUCGUAGAGUUCCUCCUGAAGUGCUUUCUGGUUACUUGACCAACUGGGAUGAGCCAACCACUGAUUGGCGAUCGCCGAUAGAGGAAAUUUCCGAACUGCAAAUACUACGCAAACUAUACCGGCUUCCUAUGUUAGCUACGACCCUAUCUUCUCCGCCGCCUGUUCUUGCCCCGUUACCUCCUUACAACUCUUUACAAAUCCACUCCCGUGAACGAGCAGCACUCAAGGCAACUCGCGUUUCAGCUGUUUCUCAACUCAGCCCAUUCGCGCAUUUGACAUCGGCUCGCUCAAUUCAAGCAGUACACCGCUUUUCGUCUAAACCUAGCGUGAGCAUUUCUAAAUCUUCUCUCGACUUUGGCGAUGGCGUGGUCGGUGUCGGUUGGGCGUGGGCCCACGAUGAAAAAAAGUCUGAAUCAAAGCCAAAAUCUGCUCCAAUCCCGGCACCAGUCACCACUACUUCAACUACAACCGUUGUUUCCUCGACACCUUCGCCGACACCCGCAACGCCUACAGGUCGUUUUUCAGGCUUUUGGGCACGAGCGCGAGGUAGCACUGAUAAAUCAAGCGUGGGUCAGGGCUCGCGUUCUAAUACGCCCGUUCCCUUGACAUCCCCAUCCACCUCGUCAUUAGGCGAGGCCACGAAUAGCACAAAACCAAUCGAAACUUCUGCAGUGGAAACUUCUUCAGCUUCCACUCAACCUCAACCAGUUGAAUCACCAACCCCACCUCCAGCAUCGUCAGGCGUAUCCAGGUUUUUCAAGCGAUUUUCGAGGUCGAAUCUAGCCGAGUCUGAACGCUCGCGUCUUGCUGCAUCGGAAUCUGUGUCACUCUCUGCGGAGGAUCUCGAGUUUUUAGCCGAUUCUGUGCCAGAGACAACGGAGAAAAGUCUGCUUGGCGGGGCCACUGAAAUUGACGCACUUGAAGCCAUGCUAAGGAGCAAACCUCUACCGAAAAAUGUACCCGCACUCGCACCUCCUCCGAGGAUGACAGGGCCCUCUAGUGGUUCUCCAUCGCCCCUUGCCAGUGUCCCCGAGGGUCACUCUGCCGGAGUGGAUGAUCUAUGGGAUAUAUUCGGUGGAUCAUCCAAUGGCCAUUCGAGUAAUCCAUCUCUUCCAGCGCCUCACAGAGCAUCUCUCACUCCUAAGCUUACUACACCCGUCAGCUCAGCUCCAGGCUCGCGUAGUCAUACUCCCCGCCUUCCCUCCAUCGCGGACAUUUCAACUAUCGUAGGUGGGAAAGGAUCCCAUCUUCGACAGACUUCGUUCUCGGGUCGCCCACAACAGGCAUUCCACGCAGAUGUACCUUCCCUGGAUUCGCCGCCUAUACCUGCGCUCCCUCCACCACCUGGCUCCAUGGCUGCUCCAUCGCUCAUGGAAGUGGAUCCAUUUGAUGACUUUGUGGUGUCUUUUGAUGACUUUGGUGAUUUCGAGUCCUCGGCCCCUGUUUCUGUACAAGCAUCGAACAUUAGCUCCCCUCCCCCUCUGACGAUCAGUUCCCCUCCCGUUACGAUCUCGAGCAUCACAUCGCCUCCUCCCAUCACGUUCAGCUCACCACCCCCACCUUUACCUCCGCCCAAAACGGGAACGCCGGUGUUUGUGCGUACAAGUACAAACAUUCAACGGGUUGGCACUCCACCUGUUGCACUACCUCCGCUUCUACCCCCACCUGGUCGCUCGAAUUCUUCCAUGACCAAUGCUUCGUUUACGGCGACAUCCGCCCCUGUUAUCGCACCUCCUCCAAACCCCCUGCCUCAACCUCAAAUAGAUCUCUUCGAUUUCGGAUCCUCGCCUCCUAAAAACGUGUCCGUUCCAACGCCAUCUUUCGCUCAAACCUCAAAACCAACCACUACCGCACCCAGCAAAGGAGGACUUUCCGCAUCUGAUCUCAGUUUCUUCGAGGGUCUCUAG
This is a messenger RNA of Rhizoctonia solani, 2685 nucleotides long. RefSeq names its product major facilitator superfamily transporter. The transcript has 6 exons. Bases 1 to 2685 code for a protein of 894 amino acids. The record is from RefSeq and is a predicted model, not a curated record. Lineage: Eukaryota; Fungi; Basidiomycota; Agaricomycetes; Cantharellales; Ceratobasidiaceae.